Hemiscyllium ocellatum (epaulette shark) is the source of this 8447-nucleotide messenger RNA. RefSeq names its product zinc finger protein 592 (gene znf592). The transcript is spliced from 10 exons. NCBI's taxonomy places the organism in Eukaryota, Metazoa, Chordata, Chondrichthyes, Orectolobiformes, Hemiscylliidae. The coding region runs from base 191 to 4123 and encodes 1310 amino acids. The record is from RefSeq and is a predicted model, not a curated record.
GAGAUGAUAGAAUUUCUUCUUGCAACCACAUCCUAUAGACUGCACAUUUGAAGAAUUAGACUCCUCAAAGGAAAAUUGUGAUCACCUGGCAGUCGUGUCACUCCAGCUGAUCUACAGAACUGUGGCUGAAGUCAAGGUGUUCUGGAGCAUCUGUAACUAAGAAAACAUCUGUUUCUCUAAGUAUUCAAACAUGGGUGACAUGAAGACCCCAGAUUUUGAUGACCUCCUAGCUGCUUUCGACAUUCCCGAUCCAGACCUCGAUGCCAAGGAGGCUAUCCAGUCAAGCAGUGAGGAAGCAGAAAGUCAUUUGAAGCAAGGUGGUAUGGGUAUAGAUGAGUUGUCUAUGCACCACCCCAUACCUGACGUCCCAGUGGUGAGCGUUAUUGUUAAGAACACCAGCCGACAAGACUCCUUCGAUUCCAUCACUGAGAAGGAUGGCCACCAACUUGGACAUAAUUUGCUUCAAAACGGGUUUCGGAAUUCUGAUAUUGCCUCUGAUACCCAUAGUAUUGGAAAUAGUUACAGCAAGAUGGUCACUGCUUUCAUUAACGGAGAUAGUUCCAGAAGCUACUCUGAUAAAUUUGACACCCCAAGGUCAGAAGCUCUACCAGCAUUCAGUCAGUUUAGUCCUAUUUCUAGCCCAGAGCCGGAAGAGACUAUUCAGGAUGCUCAUGUUGUGGAUAGCAUUAAAAGAGAUGAGAGACCUUACCUUGGUUCUGUUGACCUGUAUGUUUCUACAGCAAAUUCUUUGAUGGACAGGACAAGGGAACGACCUGAACAAGCUGUGACUGAGCUGAGUAUGUUUGAUGAAUAUUCUAAAAAACGAGAGAAAGCAAAUGAGAUUAGAAACUGUAACAUGAAGGAUGCCAGCUUGGGGCAGAGGACAAACUCAAUAAAUCUAUCUGAAGGUGCAGAGAAAAACGACAAGGACUUUGAUAAAAGCAGCAGUUUGUUUGACAGCUUGCAGCCGUCAAGUGAUCUCCAUAAUAAUAACAUAGAAGAGCCAAAGAGCAGCAGUGUUCCCGAGAUGAGCUUGUGCUCUUCUGUCCCACCUCGGCAGCGUUUAAAAUCAGAUCAUUCAAAGCUGUCGUCUUGCUUAGCAGCAUUAGUAGCUCUUAAUGCCAAAAAGACAUCAGAAUUCCCAAAGGAAGAACAAAAAGAAAACUUUAAAGAAUCCUUGUUGGCUUUGAAAGAUGGGAUCAAGGGCAGCCCCAAAAUGGCAAAGUCACCAAAGAGUCCAAGAAGUCCAAUGGAGGGAGUAAAGAAAAUCAUAAACAAACAGCCUGAUAGCCCAAGGAGUGUGUCCAGUGACUACAGUGGCAAAGGCUCCCCCUACGUUGCAACAGGUUCACCGCCAGCCAUCCCGAAAGUAAGAAUCAAAACCAUUAAAACUUCCUCUGGUGAAAUUACCAGGACUGUGACCAGAAUAAUGCCAGAUUCCGAACAAAGUGAGUCAAGGAGUUCACCAGAACAGUCGCUGACUGAAAUGGCUUUUGCUGAGGAGUUAAAUUUAAGAUCUAGCCCUGUGACCAUUUCAUCGUCACAGACCCAUACUUCAACAACAGUGGAAAAUGGAAGGAAGCAAAUGUCAGCCAGAAACAUGGCUAAUGCAGUCAGUUCUUUAGCUGGUAUUCCUGUCAAAGGACAUGACGACAUAGAUGAUAACAGCAACUCGAAAGCCAUAGCUGUAACAAAUGUACUAGCUGAAGAUGCCCACAGUGUCACCAUGAAGGUUGCUGGCACGGCCCAACAUAAACAGGCUGCAUCAAAGCACUCAUCUAAUAUCUCUAGCACAAGUCUUCUGCCAAAAGCUGUUCACCUGGCAAGCCUUAACUUGGUUCCGCACAGUGUUGCAGCUACUGCUACUGCAAAGUCCAGCACUUUACGGCAGAGCCAACAAAAGAUUGCCACUCAGGUGGUAACAGUGCCACUGGUACAACAAGUCAAGAAUACAGUUCCACAACAUAAUGAAUCUCCUACUUCAAAUCAGAACAUUGUUGUUGAAGCUUUUAACAAACUGUUAAAUAGUACAAAUCCUGUGCCAAUCUAUGCGCCAAACCUUAAACCACCUGCAAAUAGUAAUGUAACCAUGCCAGCUCGUGGCUAUCGUUGUUUGGAAUGUGGAGAUGCAUUUGCUCUAGAAAAGAGCUUAUCACAGCAUUAUGAGAGGCGAAGUGUCCACAUUGAGGUGAUGUGCAGCCAUUGUUCCAAAAUGAUGGUCUUCUUCAACAAGUGUAGUUUGCUUUUGCAUGCACGGGAGCACAAAGGCAAAGGUGCAGUUAUGCAAUGCACUCAGUUACAGAUGAAGCCCAUCCCUUCAGACCAAAUGUUUUCAACUACCCCAGUGACAUCUUCGGUUCCGUCUGGUCCUCCUGCCCAGGCUGCGACUUCUGCCCAAACUGUUGGGAGUUUAACAGUAAUUGGGGUUGACAACCCACCUUUUACUCAUCCUGCCAUGCCUCUGCGCUGUGAUUCACUUCGAUUAAUACGCCAUGGCUUAAAAUGUCUUGAAUGCUAUCAGCAGUUCCAGGAUUACAACAACCUUGCGGGGCAUUACCAGCAGGUGACAGAUGAUGCUGAUGCACCGAGUUGCCGAGUCUGCCAGAUGAUGCUGCCCAACAAAUGCAGUUAUGCUGCUCACCUCCGCAUCCAUGCACACAAGUCCCCUUAUUGUUGCCCAGAGUGUGGUGCAGUGUGUCGUUCAGCUGAUUUUCAAACUCACAUCAAGGAAAGGUGCCUACACUAUGCACGGACAGUAGUGUAUAGGUGCGUGCACUGUGGAAUCAUCUUUAGUGAUUCGAAUACACUCAAGAGUCACCUUCAAGGCACCCACUGCGAAUUUUUCCACAAGUGCACAAUUUGUCCCAUGGCCUUCAAGUCAUCCCAAAGUGCCAGCUCUCAUUACAGCUCUCAACAUCCAUUAGUUAAACACUGGCAAUCUGAAGUCAUCUUAAAGUGUUCAAUGUGCGAAACUGUAUUCAACCAGCGAGCUUUGUUACAUAAACACUUGGAACAGCACAAAAACAAGUUGAGAGUGUGUGUGUACAAGUGUCCUGUGUGUAAACUGCUCUACAUGCACAAACAACUGAUGAUGGAGCACUUCAAGGAUGUUCACAACAAUGCACAAACCACAGACAAGCCUCCAAGCCCCCUGUCUCCCUCCAAGGACACAUCCAGUGACCAAAAAGCAUCUACAGUGCAAGCAGCUGCUAAUGGUGUCAUCUCCAACAGUUUGAACAACGACAAAAAAGACGAAGCUACUGUGGAGAAGUCUGAAACGCGACCAAAAGUUAGGAGGCCUGGUUGGACGUGUGCCGAAUGUCUACAGUGGUUUCCAGAGAGAGAGCUCUAUGUAUCCCAUAUGAAGAGAAGUCACGGAAAGUCUAUGAAGAGGUAUCCAUGCCGACAGUGCGACCGCUCCUUUAACUCCUCUCUCAGCCUACGGAGACAUAUCCGAGUUAACCAUGAUGGUGUCAAGAGAACCUACACUUGUUGGUACUGCACAGAUGAAAAGCACUUUUUUGCUAAGCGCUUCAUGCUGGAGAAACACAUCAACCUAAUGCAUGGUAUUAAGAAUCCAGACUUCAACCAGAUGCCAAAAGCUGUGCACAUGUGCACAGACACAACAGUGGAGGACUUGCCUGGCAAGCGAAUGGCUAGUGACUCAGAAGUGGGUGAGCUAGCCAAUUCUGACAUCUUGGCAUCACUUCCUAAGAAGCUGAAGGUCACAGUGUUCAAGCAAUACAGAUGUUCCAUAUGUGGCUACAUGACCAAGAGCGAAGCUGACUUUCAGCAGCACAUACCUCAGCAUAAGUCUGAUGGUUCCACCUUUCAGUGUUCCCAGUGUGGGCUCUGUUAUACAUCUCCACUCUCUCUGAAUAGGCACCUCUACAUUGUCCACAAACUCAAGGAACCUGAGAAGGUUCAUGCAGCCGACGUGGUUCGUGAAAAUGGACAAGAUGAACACAACAGGGAGUCAAACACUACAUCAGAGGAGGACAUUGAUCUUCAGUGCCAGGUCUGCAAAGAUGUUUUUGACAGUGAAAUGGCAUUGAGCGCUCAUGUACGGACUCAUGGGAUGAGGUUUAUACUAUCCAAGCAGAAUGGAGGAUCGGAACAGUGACUGCACCGACACUAAGGGGAGACUUAAUAAUCCUUCUCCAUCCUGAAUGAGUCAUGCGGUGACCUCCUGAGAUAAACUUGCAUUCAUUGAUACAUUACACAGCAAGCUGUAGACAAGUGAAGGAAAGUGGUACUUAUUCAAUGUUAUCAGACAAGCUUCUCCCUGUCCUUGUAAAGUUCUAUGGAAAUGAAAUAAGUGUUGCUUCAGGAACCACCAUCCUGAAAACGCUAUCUUUUUUUCCUUUUUCUUGCUGGUAUUGAACAGUAGAUUUUAUAUUUUCUAUUACCCGAUGCACAAGCAGAACCUCACAGAGAAAGCAAGCCAAAGAUGCUUUCUUGCACCCUCCAGCCCUUAACGCCCUCAAACAUUUGUGACACGUUUUUACUUGUUAUGUGGUUUUGCACUUGCGUGUCUCAGGCCAGCUUCCACUUAAACUCCGCCAUGGUCUUGGGUAGCUCAGAAGCUAUAAUUAAAGUGAGCAGAAUCAUGUCCGACUGCUUUUGUGUUGGACUGUCAGAAUUGGGAAUCAAAGGUUCAGUGCUUUUAUCUUUGAAGCAAAUGAAGUGACUCCAAAUGAAUGGAUGCUCCCUUUUUUAAAAGAAAACAUAUUGACAUUUGUUAUGCAUGCAAAAUGGAGUCACAACAUUGAAGUAGCUUAUCUUAAAUGUCUUGUCUACCCAACCCUUGUUUAGAAGUAAGUAUACUGAGUGUAACUCUGCAAUCAGUGGUGAUGUCCUUUUUUGUCACCCUUUUCCUUUUUGUGUGUUUUGUUGGGCUGGCAACCUCUGGGGUUAAUGUUUUUCCUCCUUUGUAACUUUUCAGGUUUGUUUCCUCCAGUCUGUGUGCCCGUUGCUCUAGUGACAAAGCACAGCAUCAUUCCACUCAGACCAUAUCUGCAGCACAUACUCUUGAGUGCUCUUGUUGUAGUGAACAACACAGGCAUGGUGAAUUACGUCUGACAGUUACUCACUAAACUCCUACUUAAAAAUCACUUCACUGACUUUGUUUCCAUCUUGAGGUCCAGAGCUCUCAUACGUUGCACCCCUAUAAAACAAUGUGAAAAGCAUUACUCAAAAAUGAGUCGUGCAGUAUUUUAACAGACAUUUGAGGAUGGUUCAAGAUUAUAUCAAUGUAGGUGUAACAAAUCCUAUAAAAUCACACUUUGAUGUUAAACUGGAGGCAAAGCUACUUUAGACUUACAGCAUAGAAACAGACCCUUUGGCCCAUUAAGUCAGUACUGGCACCUUUACCUGCAUGAGCCAUCUAACCUAACCUAGUAGAAGUUUAAACAUAACUGCAGACCCAUUGGUUUUACUCCCAUUCCUGAGGGAGUGCUAUGCUUUGUGGAUGGAGAAGGCAAUGGAGCACUGUUAGGGGAGUGGCUCGGUGUGUUAUGUGUAGCCUGAGACCCCAAAGCUGCUCAUAAAGGCCAGGUGACCUCUUCAGAAUGGUUCGAAUUUGCCCAAAAGUGGGGACACAGCUACGAAGUGAGAGGAAAAGCUAGUGUAACAUUCACAGCUUUUACAAAGAAAAAAACACAGCAUAUUGGAAUCAACAUUGGAAAGAUUGGACUAAUGUUGGACUUUGGUCUUCGUUUACUGAGGGCAAGCUGGUUAAGCAUAAUUUCAAUAAUGUAUAUUUCUGAAAUCUGGAAACAUCCCAUUUCCUAUUAAUUUGCAACACCCCUUCAUCAUGUUGAAAGAUUUCCCACAAACUCGAGCCACUAGAAUUUUAAGUGAGAUUUGCGAUUUACAUUGUGUCAUGUGAAUGUGUAAUUAAAAUGACUGAAUUACUCCAGGACCAUAAUUUAAUUAUUAUCUUCUGAGAGUGUGCAACACUUGCAUUUGGCCCUAGGAGGAGUUACCUGCCUGACAUUGCUGAUUUGUUGAGCCUAUAGUGGUACUCUGUGCAUCAAACACUGGCAAAGGUGCAGGUACCUUACAGAAUCCAUGUCCAGAAUUUGACUGGAUUUUUACAAGGGUUGGAUUCCACACAGACAUCAGUUCAAUGCCAUUCAGCCAAAAUUCCAGUUCUGUUCACAUUUAGACUCUUUCAGUCAGGUGUUUUGCACCAUUUACUGUUCCAUUGAGAUGUAAGGUGCAAGAUGUUGGCUUUGCAAGGGCAGCAGUUAGUAGCACUGUCUCCAAAUGUGAGAUCUACUUUUAGUUAAAACUAUGUGAUUAGUGAUAACUAUACCAUCAACUAUUACCCAUUAUUCUGUCUGUUAAACUAAGUCAUCAGGGAAGUUACUCGAGCAUGCAAUAGGUUUCAUAGAAAAAAUGUAUUAGAACAGAAAUUAAUUUUUGACACUGGGUUAGUUAUUUUGAAUUUGUACAUGGCAACAUGGUGGCUCAGUGGUUAGCACUGCUGCCUCACAGUGUCAGAGACCUGGGUUUGAUUCCAGCCUUAGGCAACUGUCUGUGAGGAGUUUGUGCAUUCUUCCUUUGUCUGCGUGGGUUUCCUCCCACACCCAAAGAUGUACAGGUUAAGUGGAUUAGCUAUGGGAAAUAUGAGGUUACAGGGAUAGGGUGAGGGGUAGGUUGCUCUUCGGAGGAUUGGCGAGGACUUGAUGGGCCAAGUGGCCUGCUUCCACACUGUAGGGAUUCUAUGAGUCUAGUUAAAGAAGUCCCACUACUUCCCAGUCAUUGGUCAGACAUUGGGCCCACUGUUUGCAUUCUGUGUGUUACAGAAGUUUAUUUUGCAUCUGCAAAGCAAAGAUCGGACUCUGGUGCUGGCGACCAGAGAGUUGCACGAGCCACUGAAACCAUUCCUUUCAAUUAAAUGAAUUUCAAAUAAAUUACCAAUUAUCUAGCACUUGUGUUAGGUUGAAACCUGAUGUUCAAGGUACAGAGAAGACCUCUGAAUUGUGCAGAUUUCUUCACGUGGUUUAAUUAUUUAAUCUCACAUUGUUCUUCAUGUUGAAUGGAGAUUAUGGAAAUGACAAGCAGGCUGAGGUGGAUGUAAACUGGCUAAGCCCGUACGAUGCAGCAAACUGACUGGACUUUCCAUUGUCUAUCCAUUUUCCUUCUCCCAAGUUACAGGAAGUAAGAAUGGGGAUCUUGUUGGUUUGAAAGGUGCUUUUCUUGUUGCACAAGGCUGCACACUGACUUGUUUGCUUUUUUUCAGUCUCUCCAUGCCCAUUGAAAGGAAUGCCCAGUGAUCCCAUUCACCUUGCUGUAAAUCAUUUCAGAGUAUCGCUGAAGCCAUUUAAUGACAGCAUCCCUCACUUCCCCGAGCCCCCUCCCUCCCCACCACCUACCCCGGGACAAGUAACAUGUUCCUCUGUGUCUGCUCACGCCUUUUAAGCAGACACUGUAGAAUGUAUGAGAUUGAGUCAGAGUCUGUGCCAAGAUUUCCUUCAUAAAUGGGCUGUGCCACGAGGAAGGAUGCUUAUUAACUGGCUUAUGCACUGCCAUUCUCACUGCUAUCCAUGCGAAUGGCACUAAAGUAAUUUACAGGAGGAUCAAAUAAAGUAUUUUAAAAAUUAAAAGAAACAGAACUAAUGUAAUUCCCUGCUUAAAUGACCACUGUACUGUACCUUACUUAAAUUUUAUAAAAUUAGUUUCUUUAAAGAAAAAUGUAUCUCCCAUAUUACUCAAUUUUAUAAAUUACUUUGGAGAUUUAUAUUUAAUUGUAGUCAUAUUGACUAAAAUUUUCACGUGGACUUCCUAUUUAAGUGCUGUACUACCUUACGCUGUUGUGUUCACGUGACCUUAUAUUAUUACACUUAAAGGGUGUACCCCAGACUCUGAGCACAAUUUUGUCAAGAACUCACUCUCCUCUAAAGAAGUAUUCAUUUUAAUUGAUUUCAUUUACAUAGUGCAGUUCUUGCUAAGUUGCAUCCUCUUGAUAUGGACAGUAACUUACUUGUUCCCAAGAGGUGGUUUACUUAUAUUUACUACGUAGAAGAAAUUAGUAAAUCUGGAUAAUGCAAGGAGCUGGAUAUAGAAAGGGUUUUAAUCAUUGUGCAUCAAUUCAGAGUCUGGAGUCUACCUUUAAUAUUUUUGAGCCAGAAUUCAGCUUUAUUAUUUACAGAUAAAAUAAUUUAAAAUAUUUAUCUUACGGAAUUCAGCUCUGUUCACUUCCUUAUUUCACUGUUUUUGAUACAACGUAUAGACAUUUGUACUUUUUGAUAAAUGUGUACAGUAGCGUGUAGAAAAACAUUUUGCAAAGUAACCUGUGUAGUUUGUUAAGGGUAGGUCUACAUAUUAUCAGGGAUUUUUCCCACCCCAAGCCAUCACCUCUCUAUUUAAUCUGCAUUGGCCUCUGUGCCUUCUUAUUAUGUUUACUUAAAAUAUUUCAAAUAAAAGCAACAGAAAGUUAA